CUGAGCUAUUGUGAAACGAGAACUUUGUGUAGCUCCGGUAGGCUACCUUCUCAAAACUCUCCUGAUCCUCGGAGAGCACUCGGGAUUUAUAUAUCGCUUUGGAUUGGAUCUGUACUGAAACAAAUAUUCAACUCAUUGAUUGAAAUAAAGGACUGGAAAAUACUUUACAAAUCGUUUUACUUUAGACAUUGGCACCAUUUAAAAACUUAAAGAAAAUGACUCAGUUCAACAAGGGACCUGCGUAUGGGUUAUCCGCAGAAGUCAAAAGCAAGAUCGCACAGAAAUAUGACCCACAGAAGGAGGAGGAGCUUCGGUACUGGAUUGAGGACGUGACGGGCAUGCCCAUCGGAGACAACUUUCAGAAAGGCCUGAAGGAUGGCGUUAUCCUCUGCGAGUUGAUUAACAAACUACAGCCUGGCUCAAUAAAGAGAAUCAACCACUCACAACUGAACUGGCACAAGCUGGAGAACCUUGGGAAUUUUAUCAAAGCCAUCCUAGCAUAUGGCUUGAAGCCCAAUGACAUUUUUGAAGCCAAUGACCUCUUUGAAAACGGGAACAUGACUCAAGUACAGACCACCCUCCUCGCCCUGGCUAGUAUGGCAAAGACAAAAGGUUUGGACACGAAGAUUGACAUUGGUGUGAAAUACUCCGACAAGCAGGCAAGGCACUUUGAUGAAGCGAAGAUGAAGGCUGGCCAGUGUGUUAUCGGACUGCAGAUGGGGACCAACAAGUGUGCCAGUCAGGCUGGAAUGACAGCUUAUGGGACCAGGAGGCAUCUCUAUGACCCGAAGACACAGGCAGACAAGCCUUAUGAUCAGACCACCAUCAGCCUUCAAAUGGGAACCAACAAGGGAGCUAGCCAGGCUGGAAUGUCAGCCCCGGGCACCAGGAGAGACAUCUUCGACCAGAAGGUGGCAGUCCAGCCGGUGGACUCCUCCACCAUCUCCCUGCAGAUGGGCACAAACAAAGUGGCCUCGCAGAAAGGCAUGAGCGUGUACGGGCUGGGCCGGCAGGUGUACGACCCCAAAUACUGCGCCACCCCCACGGAGCCUGUCAUCCACACCAACGGCAGCCAGGGCACGGGCACCAACGGCUCCGAGAUCAGCGACAGUGACUAUCAGGCGGAGUACCCCGAGGAGUACCAGGGCAGCUAUCACGACGAGUACAGCGAGCAUUACAACGACCAGGGCAUCGACUAUUAGGAGCCUUAGGCUGUAGUCUGAGCAGUAUUAACGUUAAGUACCUUCUAUCAACAGAGCAAGUCUUUUGCUAUCCUUGCUAGUCUUCCUUGUUUGUUUUUAUUGAUGCAUACAAUAUGAAUAUUGCCUUAUUUGCAUUCCUAUCAUCCAUUUGAGUGGCAGUAUUUUUUAAUCAAUCAUAGUUUUGUGUAGAACUGUAAUGAUAUUGAGUUCUGUUAUGAGAAAGAACAUUCCUUUUUAUCCUCUUUAACCUUUUAUGAAGUAUGGAGUACUGUGAAGUAAUAAUUCCCUUUUCAGAAACUAUGCAGCAUUGGCUUCGUACACAAUUUCUUUCUUUUUAAAUUUACUUUUUAAUCGAGCAAUGCAUUGCUUUUAAAGGAAGUGAUGCAAACUCAAACUUGCCAGUCCCUGGAUGCUGUUUACACUGGCCUUGUUUGAGCAACCCACCUUCCCCCACCUUACCCCACCACCACCCCCUCCCUAUCAGACAAGAUCUUGAAAAGGACAGGAUCUUAAAAUGGACAUCGUCUUUAAAAAGUGUUUAAAAUGAUUUGGUUUCACUGAGAUCUGUAGUGUAAUGAGGGUACAUACAGGAGGCUUGUAUACAGCAUUCUAGUCUCCUUUCAAUUCAUGUGAAAUCACUGGAAUGUGUUUUUCUGCUGUGGUGAAGUGUGGGUAUUCUAAGCGGUUUAUUCAUUUGUUACGACCAAACACAAGUUUAUCUUCCAGCUUUUAUGCCGUUGCUCCCUAGUGCCAUAAUGUCCUUAUUCAUUGAAAACCCCUACUCCCCUGUAUUUAUUGCCAUGUCUUUUCAAUAUAAACUGUUCCUCUGUUGUAUGGAUCUUUUUAUGAACACAGUGUAUGUUAUAAAUAAAGCCUUUAAUACAUUGGUCA
Conger conger (European conger) is the source of this 2093-nucleotide messenger RNA. RefSeq names its product calponin 3, acidic a (gene cnn3a). Bases 216 to 1202 code for a protein of 328 amino acids. NCBI's taxonomy places the organism in Eukaryota, Metazoa, Chordata, Actinopteri, Anguilliformes, Congridae. The record is from RefSeq and is a predicted model, not a curated record. The transcript has 7 exons. Gene Ontology annotation, molecular function: actin binding. Gene Ontology annotation, biological process: actomyosin structure organization.